Molecule: messenger RNA, 2014 nt
Organism: Drosophila subpulchrella
Lineage: Eukaryota; Metazoa; Arthropoda; Insecta; Diptera; Drosophilidae
Exons: 2
Coding region: 86-880 (264 amino acids)
Source: RefSeq, a predicted model, not a curated record
CAAAAAGCGCAACAAAAUUUGAAAUUUUUAAAUAAAAACCGAUAAGUUUACAAAUCAGGUGUGGGGUUUGCCCAAAUGUUGCGCAAUGUUAUCAUACAGUGAGGUUGUUAAGAUGUCCAAAGACGAGCUGCUGGAGCUCCUUUCCGAGAUGGGCAUCAUGUUCGAGGCUGAUGCAACAAUUUACCAACUCCGUGCCGCGUUAAGCCGUGCAAAGAAUCUGGAGGCUAACAUCGAGGACGCCGAGGACACAGAGAUCCAGGGUCAAGAUGAGGAGCAGGAUUCCCCGAGCACACCGAAGCUUGCAAACCGCAUGCUAACGCUGAUCGAAGACUGUGAGAAAUUGCAAAUGGCCGACGCUGUGGCGCCGUUAUUGGAACCUUCUGGAAGUUCGCAGCAAACCGUUAUGAACAUGUCGAGGCAAGAACCGAUUGAGCAGAACAUUCGCUCAAUGGCUCGCGAAACGUCGGAAAUCAAUCAGAUGAUGGAACUGUACACCGCUAGAAAGAAGCUAGCCGAACUCAAAAUGAUAGUCGCCGAAUUGGAAGGCAUGACUACACCGAAUGCUUCCAUACAUCAAGUCGAUCUGAAGGAUGUGGAGGCCAUGAUCCCGGAGUUUUCAGGAGACGACAACCUGCCGGUCCAGGUUUGGAUCCGUGAAUUGGAAAAAGCUGCCGAGGUUCAUAAACUAAGCGUUACACAAUGCCUAUCUAUUGGCACCCGUCUUCUUCGAGGAUCAGCUAGGCAAUACAUGCUGUACGAAAAGGUGUCUUCCUGGCCAGAAAUGGACGCCACGCUCACCCAAGUUUUUGGAAACAGAAUGUCAAACCAGGAAAUUGCGAAACAACUGCAAAAACGCACAAUUGGGAAGUCCGAUAUAUAGCCCAGCAAGGCAAUAUAGCCCAGCAAGGCAACUUUGAUGAAGUAGACGUCGUGAAGUACAUCGUCGAUGGACUAGAGGACCACAGUGGACGCGCUGCUCCACUCUACUAUUGUAUCACGUUGGAUGAGCUACGUCAAAAGUUAAUGCGAUUCCAGUCUGUACGUCUGGAGUCCAAUCGUAAAGCCGUCACCAUGAUCCCUCGCCCAGGAGCCGUAAUUCCGAAAGACACUAGAUGCUACAACUGCCGACAAAUGGGGCACACCGCCAAAGAUUGCAAGAAGCCGAAAAGACCGGACAACGGAUGCUUCAUCUGUUUCGAAGUGGGCCAUAUGCACCGUCAGUGUCCCAAGCGCACCGUGGGCUUUACCUUGCCAGAAGCUGAAGAAACCAUGGAUGAAAAGCCGUUUAUUCAGUUAAUACCGGAAGCCCAAUAAGCUUUUUGGGAAAGUCAUACUAUCCAUAUUUAAAUGAAGAUCAUCAGCUAAAGAAAAGUCCCUUUCGCGGAAUUGGUGGCACAUCAAUACCCACGUACGGAAAAGUAUCCUGUUCAAUUUUGUUCGAGAAAAAGUAUCACGAUUUAGAAAUAUACGUUAUUCCCGAUCUCAUCUUACCUACAGCGCUUCUCCUUGGCAGAGACGCCCUUAAAUUACUCAACAUUAAACUUUUUGUGAAAAGAAAUCAUGAAAGAAAUGAACCAAAUUUAAUUUCAAUAAAUAAUCGCGAUUUUGGUGUUUCUUCAGCUGAGAAAUGUAGUAGUAUCAUAAAGCAUUACUCGGAUAAUAUAACUAACGCGUGCGGGUCGCCUAAAUGUUUAAUGAGCAUACGAUUAACUGAUUCUACACCGUUUCAUAGUGCACCGAGAAGACUAUCAUACUUAGAGAGAGACGUUGUUAAUAAAACAGUUGCCGAGUUGUUAGCUAGUAAUAUUAUUAGACCUAGUCAGUCCCCUUAUGCAUCUCCCAUAGUCCUUGUUAAGAAAAAGAAUGGAGAAAUCCGCAUGUGCAUCGAUUACCGAGCGUUAAAUAAAUUAACAAUAAGAGAUAACUUUCCGUCCCCAUUGAUCGAAGAUUGCUUAGAAUAUCUCGAAAGUAAAAAGGUUUUUUCCGUUGUAGAUUUAAAGAGUGGAUUCCACCA